AUGCCUCUGCCACGAUAUACAUACACCGGCCCCACCGACCACACUAUCAUCCCUGACCGUAGCAGUGUCAAGGGUAAAUCAGUCAUCAUCACCGGCGGUGCGAAUGGCAUGGGAGAGGCGUGCGUGCGUGCGUUUGUUGCAGCUGGUGCAUUUGUUACAUUUGGUGAUGUAAACUUGAGGGGCGAGGUUAUUAAAGAAGAGUUGAACGCUAAUGCCGAGUGUUCUGCUUUUGUGAAGUGCGACAUCAGGGACUGGGACCAGCAAAAGCAAUUGUUUGAAACGGCAAAGAGCCGAAGCCCUGAAAGAAGCAUAGACAUUGUGAUCGCUAAUGCUGGGAUCAGUCGGAGUUCUGGCGACAGUCUUUGGAACCUAGAAGAUCCCAACGAACAGCCAACGAAGCCAGAUCUCAACAUCGUAAAUGUCAAUCUCUUGGGGUCUUUGUACACCUGGAAGCUUGCAGUUCACUACUUCAGAAUGCAGCCAGAUACCGAGGAGCGGGACAGAUGUUUCAUCAUCACGGGCAGCAUGGUGGGCUGGAUAGAUUCUCCUGGUAAUUGGGAGUACACAGCAACAAAGUACGGGCUUCAUGGCUUUAUGAGAACCGUGAGACGCUCCAGCUGGGAACAAGGCAUCAGAAUCACCUACGUUGCCCCCUGCUGGAUCAGAAGCGCGAUUCGGACUGCCGACUAUGAAAAGUGGUUGAUCGAUCAUGGAGUCGAAUUUGGCGAACAGGAAGACGUUGCAAACUGCAUGAUGAGAGUUGCCUGCGACAAAACCAUCAACGAGGGUUACAUGGACAUCGACCGGGAUGACUACAAGGAUGUUCCCGAGGACAGCUAUCUGAAAAGACUUCAAGAGUCUCAGCUGAUCAUCAUUGAAGACCAGUGGAGAGAUAAUUACAACGUGAGAAUCUACAAAGAUUAA
Colletotrichum chrysophilum is the source of this 924-nucleotide messenger RNA. RefSeq lists its product as uncharacterized. Lineage: Eukaryota; Fungi; Ascomycota; Sordariomycetes; Glomerellales; Glomerellaceae. The record is from RefSeq and is a predicted model, not a curated record. Gene Ontology annotation, molecular function: oxidoreductase activity. Bases 1 to 924 code for a protein of 307 amino acids. The transcript is spliced from 2 exons.